UUUGCGCUUACUCUGCUCCGUUAUCGGAGACUUUAUGUCAUCAAAAUUUCAUAUAAGUUUACAAUUUUUACCUUCGUUUUACAGACCCAGUUGAUCUUGGUAAAUUCACGUGCAUCAAUUUACUUUUCAAAUUCAGUAUGAGCUUCCUUUGCCUUGUUUUGGAGAUCAUUCCGUACCUUGGGCGUAUCGUGCAAUCUGCCUCCUACCGCCUUCCGCCUGUUUUCGCCUGUGAAACGUUAUAGAAGGAUGCUGAAACUUUUAUGGACUAAAUAAUCUAAAAAUAAGAAGUUCGUUAUUGAACACUAUGAAGAACAGACAUUUUAUUUCUGUACUCAUGGCAUUAGAAAAGAUGCUUUUCAGCGGUUGUUAUAGGAAGGAAAGUUGUAUGUGAAACGUGAGAAAGGAAGACCCAGAGCAACAUGGACGGACUACAUAAAAAAUACGUUCCAAUCAAAAAUAUAUAGCGAAUGCACAGGGAUUGCACAAGAUCGAGAGGCAUGGCCAUCCAUGACAGCCAAUCUGUUGAGAGUGGAUAGCACCCAAUGUUGAUGAUGAUACAGCUCAUGAGUAUGGUUCGAUCUGCGUUAAGCAUUAUGUUCGUCUUUAGCAAGAUAACGUGAUAUAAAAUAGUAUAUGGCCAGAUAUAGACGCAGAAGGGAAAACCACCAUUGAUAAAUUUGUGACUUCAGCAUUUAAAUUUACUGGCUGUUGUAUGCAAAUAUGAUUUAAAGGGCCGACAUCAGUGAUAAUUUUUUCUGCCCUUAAGCUGGUUUUUCACCAUUAAAAUGCUGUUCGCCUUUAGCAAGAUAACUUCAUAUAAUACAAUGGAUGGCCAGACGUAGAUUAUGCAGAUAGACACAGAGCUCUACAGUCGACAAAAGUUGAAAAUGAAGCUCAAGGGACGGUUCCUUUUAGAAUGUGUGCUUGCCACUGCCGCUGCAUUCAUACUUCUGAACGUUUACGUUAACCACGGCGCCAAAAUUCGUAAACCUUCCUCCAUAUUUGACGCAAGCGGUGCCGAAAUAGAUGUUCUACAAGAUCUACUCUAUGGGACAGUGGAAGCGCUAGAUCCUAGGCUACUGGAGUUCGUGAGACGUAGACUGCUGUAUGCGCCGUCCAAGAGGCCUCGGAAUCUUACAACGCCCAACGCAAUCCAUUAUUCCCAUAGCGGACAAAGUAAAGUGAUCGAUAAAUGUCUGCGCCAAAAACCCGACGGGUUCUUUGUGGAGGCCGGUGCCUGGGAUGGAGAGAAGGACAGCAACUCAUUGUUUUUUGAAAUAUCACGCAAUUGGACCGGGAUACUGAUUGAACCCGACCCUAGAAAUUUUGAACAACUUGUCACGAAAAACAGGGCGGCAACAAUAGUCCAGUCUUGCAUCACAGAUAAACCCAUGUGGGUGGACUUCACGCUGUCCAGCAGCUUAGACAGCGGAGCCAUCCACCCAAUAAAUAAACGCAUAGCUAUUAAAGGAAAGAGCAGAAUACUUUGCCUGCCGAUUCAAACGCUUUUAGGCGCCAUGGGUAGAACACACGUGGACUUCUUUUCCCUGGACGUAGAGGGAGUGGAACUGAAUGUGCUUCAAGCUUUUCCUUGGGAUAAAAUAACGGUUGAUAUGUGGACAGUCGAAGUUCAUGAACUCACAAAAAACUAUAUUCAGGCGUUAAGAGAUAUUAGAGGGGUAUUUAAUCGAACCGGAAUGUAUAAAGAAUUGCAGCCACUCGGACAAGACCUACUGUUUGUGCGAAAAGACAUCCACUAAAGAUCAGGGAUGUUUUAUUAUUUCAUUUCUGUAUAGCUCUUCUAUAUUUUUGCCAGGACAAUCUGACAAUAUGUGUAAAGACUAUUUAAAAUAGGAUGCCGAAUGAAUUUAUUGCAUCUAGAUAAAAUUAAUGGAUCUUGAAAACUAAAUAGCUCCAGGCUUUAUGAACAGCAUAUGCAUGCAACUUAGAUAUGAGCCUGUGCCAGAAAGUGCCAUAGAAAAUAGCAAUUUUCAGACAACAGUAAUAAUGAUCCAUUUUGUUACUGUAAAAAGACUUAUAUUUCCUGUUAUAAUUAUAUGUCCUACAAAGACAACAGAGUACAGUGUUUCUAAGAAAAUGACUGGCAAAGAUGGCCGCCCAGCUGAUAUCCGAUGUUAUACUGGACACAGUAAUGUUCAUCAAAGGUGCAGGA
This is a messenger RNA of Lingula anatina, 2173 nucleotides long. RefSeq lists its product as uncharacterized. Gene Ontology annotation, cellular component: Golgi apparatus; late endosome membrane; endoplasmic reticulum membrane. Gene Ontology annotation, biological process: endoplasmic reticulum to Golgi vesicle-mediated transport; endosomal transport. Lineage: Eukaryota; Metazoa; Brachiopoda; Lingulata; Lingulida; Lingulidae. The record is from RefSeq and is a predicted model, not a curated record.